This is a messenger RNA of Erythranthe guttata (spotted monkey flower), 1110 nucleotides long. The record is from RefSeq and is a predicted model, not a curated record. Lineage: Eukaryota; Viridiplantae; Streptophyta; Magnoliopsida; Lamiales; Phrymaceae.
CACACCAGCAUCCACUUGAUUCAGAUAAAAUCAUAAAAUAAUAAUGAUGGGGAUUGGCUCGCACGCACCCACUUCACCAGAGUUCACCUCCAUUCAUCACCGCCGCUUUCAUCCACAAACCACCGUUGAUUCCCCCCAUCUCCGCCUUUAUCCGCUCGGAAUGUCGUCUUCCGAUUCAGAGUCCAACCCUAACCAAAUCAUCGAACACAUCGUGCUUUUUCACCUCAAGCCCGACGCCGACCCCUCCGCCGUCGACGCCAUGAUGAGCAGCCUCAGCGGCCUCAUCUCCCUCGACUCAGUUCUCCACAUCUCCACCGGUCCGGUUUCCGGUCGCCGGUCCAACCCUCUCCCCUUCACCCACAUGCUCCACUCCCGUUACCGGUCCAAAUCCGACCUGACCUCCUACACGGAGCACCCCGCCCACGUCAGCGCCGUUGCUAGCUCCAAACCUAUCGUUGAUGACGUCAUGGCCGUCGAUUGGGUCGACGACUACUUCCCCGGCUCGCCGGCUGUUUCCCCCGGCUCCGCCCUGCGAGUGACGAUUGCGAAAUUGAAGGAGGGCGCGUGGGAUAGCGAAAAAGGCGCGGUGUUAGGGUUGUUGAGGGGGGUUAAGGAGAAGUUUCCUUCGAUUGAGCAGCUGACUGUUGGGGAGAACUUUUCCCCGGGUAGGGCUAAGGGUUUUUCGAUCUGUUCCAUUGCGGUUUUCAAGGGGGAGAAUGAAUUGAAGGAGUUGGAUGCGCAAUCGGAGCUCCUCGAGAUCGAGCAGAAUGAUGUUGUUGAUAGUGUUUUGGUGCUUGAUUACGUUGUUGCAGCACCAGUUCAAACUGCUAGCCUUUAAGCGUGGCUGCCACUGAUUGUGCAGUAAUUUGCAGCUUCUGUGGUUAACGAUGUGAUAUGUUUACAGCAAGGCCCUUGAUUAAAUUCUCUGGAUAGGAAACCAGACAAGAGAAACAAUGUUUCUGAUGGAAUGGAACUUAAAACAAUUGGUAUCCAGUUUCUUGCGGAGAUUCUUCGAGUUUUCUCCGUGCUAAAUGUUGUAUCAUGUAUGAUUGAUUGUUUUUAAGUUCUGUAUGGAUUCUCCAAAUAAGUGUUUGGUUAACCAUUUUCGAA